AUGACAGCAAGAGAGCACAGCCCUCGCCAUGGCGCCAGGGCCCGUGCGAUGCAGCGGGCUUCCACCAUCGACGUGGCAGGCGACAUGCUGGGCCUGUCUCUGGCAGGAAAUGUACAAGAUCCAGAUGAGCCCAUUUUGGAAUUCAGCUUAGCCUGCAGUGAGCUGCAUACUCCAUCACUAGAUCGGAAACCAAACAGCUUUGUGGCAGUGAGUGUGACCACCCCGCCCCAGGCUUUCUGGACGAAGCACGCACAGACGGAGAUCAUCGAGGGAACCAAUGAUCCUAUAUUUCUAAGCAGCAUUGCCUUCUUUCAAGACUCUCUCAUCAAUCAGAUGACACAGAUCAAGCUGUCCGUGUAUGAUGUCAAGGACAGAUCUCAGGGAACAAUGUACUUGCUGGGGUCUGGAACUUUUGUCGUCAAAGAUCUGCUCCAGGACAGGCACCAUAGGUUGUAUUUAACACUAAGGUCUGCAGAGAGUGACCGCGUGGGCAACAUCACUGUGAUGGGCUGGCAAAUGGAGGAGAAGUCAGAUCAGCGGCCCCCAGUGACCCGGUCUCUGGACACCGUUAACGGGAGGAUGGUUCUGCCUGUUGAUGAGAGCUUGACCGAGGCCCUGGGGAUCCGAUCCAAAUACGCUUCGUUGCGAAAAGACACUUUACUGAAAUCGGUGUUUGGUGGUGCCAUCUGCCGCAUGUACCGCUUCCCGACCACCGAGGGCAACCACCUGCGAAUCCUGGAGCAGAUGGCAGAGAGCGUGCUGUCCCUGCACGUGCCGCGGCAGUUCGUGAAGCUCCUGCUGGAGGAGGACGCAGCCAGAGUGUGUGAACUGGAGGAGCUGGGGGAGCUGUCCCCCUGCUGGGAGAGCCUCCGGCGCCAGAUUGUCACACAGUACCAGACCAUCAUCCUCACCUACCAGGAGAACCUGACCGACCUCCAUCAGUACAAAGGUCCCUCGUUCAAAGCAAGCAGUUUGAAAGCAGAUAAAAAGCUAGAAUUUGUUCCCACUAACUUGCACAUACAAAGGAUGAGAGUUCAGGAUGAUGGAGGAGCAGAUCAGAACUACGACAUCGUCACCAUCGGGGCGCCAGCAGCACACUGCCAGGGCUUCAAGUCAGGAGGCCUCCGCAAAAAGCUGCACAAGUUCGAAGAGACUAAGAAACACAGUUUUGAGGAGUGUUGCACAUCAUCCAGCUGCCAGUCCAUCAUCUACAUACCACAGGACAUCAUCAGGGCUAAGGAGAUCAUCGCCCAGAUCAACACCCUCAAAACCCAAGUGAGUUACUACGCUGAGCGGCUGUCGAGGGCGGCCAAGGACAGGUCCGCCACGGGCCUGGAGAGAACACUUGCCAUCUUGGCUGACAAGACCCGGCAGCUGGUCACCGUGUGCGACUGCAAGCUGCUGGCCACCUCCAUCCAUGGGCUGAAUGCCGCCCGACCUGAUUACAUCGCCUCCAAGGCCUCGCCCACCUCGACUGAGGAGGAGCAGGUGAUGCUGCGGAAUGACCAGGACACCCUCAUGGCUCGAUGGUCGGGCAGGAACAGCCGGUCUUCUCUGCAGGUGGACUGGCACGAGGAGGAGUGGGAGAAGGUGUGGCUGAAUGUGGACAAGAGCCUGGAGUGCAUCAUCCAGCGGGUGGACAAGCUGCUGCAGCGCGAGCACCUGCAGAGUGAGGGCUGUGAAGACGGCCUCCCGGGCGCCGGCAGCGGCUGCAGCCGGAAAGGUAACCGGGGCAGCCGGGCCUACUGGAUCCGACCGGAGGAUGCCCUCUGCGACGCCCCCUCCUCGCCAUGCCCCUCCGCUGCAUGCUGCCCUCACCCGACCACACCCACACAUUGCAGCCCCCCUCCUGAAGAGUCCAGCCCAGGUGAGUGGAGUGAGGCCCUGUACCCACUGCUGACGACCCUCACCGACUGCGUGGCCAUGAUGAGCGACAAGGCCAAGAAGGCAAUGGUCUUCCUGCUCAUGCAGGACAGUGCGCCCACCAUCGCCAGCUUCCUGAGCCUGCAGUACCGCCGCGACGUGGUCUUCUGCCAGACGCUGACGGCACUCAUCUGCGGCUUCAUCAUCAAGCUGAGGAACUGCCUUCACGACGACGGCUUCCUGCGGCAGCUCUACACCAUUGGGCUGCUGGCACAGUUUGAGAGCCUGCUAAGCACCUAUGGGGAGGAGCUGGCCAUGCUGGAGGACAUGAGCCUUGGGAUCAUGGACUUGAGGAACGUGACCUUCAAAGUCACUCAGGCCACUUCUAACGCAUCCACUGACAUGCUGCCCGUCAUCACAGGAAAUCGGGACGGCUUUAACGUGAGGAUCCCGCUGCCGGGCCCCCUGUUCGAUGCGCUGCCCCGGGAGAUCCAGAGCGGGAUGCUGCUGCGGGUGCAGCCCGUGCUCUUCAACGUAGGCAUCAACGAGCAGCAGACGCUGGCCGAGAGGUUCGGCGACACGUCUUUACAAGAAGUUAUCAACGUGGAGAGCUUGGUGCGGUUAAAUUCCUACUUCGAGCAGUUUAAGGAAGUUCUGCCUGAGGACUGUCUACCUCGAUCCCGGAGCCAGACAUGCCUGCCGGAGCUUCUGCGGUUCCUGGGUCAGAACGUGCACGCCAGGAAGAACAAGAACGUUGACAUCCUGUGGCAAGCCGCCGAGGUCUGCCGCCGCCUCAACGGGGUCCGGUUCACCAGCUGCAAGAGCGCCAAGGACCGCACGGCGAUGUCGGUGACGCUGGAGCAGUGCCUGAUCCUGCAGCACGAGCACGGCAUGGCCCCGCAGGUGUUCACGCAGGCUCUGGAGUGCAUGCGCAGUGAGGGUUGUCGAAGAGAAAAUACAAUGAAGAAUGUUGGAAGUCGCAAAUAUGCGUUUAAUUCCCUGCAGCUGAAGGCUUUCCCCAAGCAUUACAGGCCUCCUGAAGGGACUUACGGAAAAGUUGAAACAUGA
Rangifer tarandus platyrhynchus (Svalbard reindeer) is the source of this 2931-nucleotide messenger RNA. Lineage: Eukaryota; Metazoa; Chordata; Mammalia; Artiodactyla; Cervidae. The record is from the annotation of a GenBank genome assembly.